This is a messenger RNA of Ostertagia ostertagi, 531 nucleotides long. Lineage: Eukaryota; Metazoa; Nematoda; Chromadorea; Rhabditida; Trichostrongylidae. The record is from the annotation of a GenBank genome assembly.
GAAUCAGCGUCAUUUCUUUGGACAUGGCAAACAUGUACCGAAUUUGGUUUCUACCAGUCUAGUGACUCGAGCUACAGUAUUUUCGGCAGUCCAUUACCAUUGAAUUUCUUCACACAAAUGUGUUCUGAUGUGUUCGGCAACGAGACGAGGUACACAGCGGCAAUAAAUCGACAAGCUGGAACAAAUGUGGUGAUGACGCAUGGUUCUCUGGAUCCAUGGCAUGCUCUCGGUAACGUGACCUGUGAUCCUUCCAAUAACUGCUAUCUGAUCAAAGGAACUGCACAUUGUGCAGAUAUGCUUCCAGCACGGGAAGAAGACGUACCUGACCUCGUCGAAACUCGGAAAAAGAUUGAAGAAAUCAUCGGGAAAUGGUUAGCUCCAUCUGCUCCAGUCGCCGAGAAAGGGACAGCUUCUCCAGUUGUCAUCGAAACGAGCUCCCCAAAUGAUCCAGUUGAAAGCGGCAAAAAUCGCAGUCAUCCAACCAACACUGACGCGAGAUCUGAGCAGGAAGCUACAAGGAAGGAACUCUGA